AUGUCGUCCUCAUCGGCUUUUCCCUACCUGUUAAAUGGCGAUGCAAAAAUGCCUGUAUCUAGCUCGUCACCGUCGACUUCUUCUUCGUUCUCAAUUGACACCCUGCUAUCAUCCCCAUUGAGCUUGCCCCAAUUUCCAGCUUCUGCUAAUGGCUCAGAGGGAUUUGUUAGCGGAUUUCCGUGGCAGAUGCAUCCGUCUUACCCGUUUUUUUCGAUGCUGUGCUCGCCGCUUCUGCCUCAAUUCAUGCCACCGUAUCAGCAUUUCGUGUCAAGACGCAAACGAAGACAUCGCACAAUAUUUAGCGAAGAGCAGUUGAGCAUUUUGGAGAGCACCUUCGUUUCGACGCAUUAUCCCGAUGUUGCAACAAGAGAGAAAUUGGCGAUUCAAUGUGCGCUGAAAGAAGAAAGAGUCGAGGUUUGGUUCAAGAAUCGACGAGCCAAAGAGAGGAAGCAAAAACGAGAAGACGGUGUUCGCAAGGGCGUCAGCGACAAUUCGGAGUGCGACGACAGCGAUGAAGAAGUGCGCAAAGUGAAGAAAAUCAAAAAAGAGAAAGAAUCGAGUUCGCCUGAAUCGAAACCAUCGUAG
Messenger RNA from Caenorhabditis bovis, 585 nucleotides. The record is from the annotation of a GenBank genome assembly. NCBI's taxonomy places the organism in Eukaryota, Metazoa, Nematoda, Chromadorea, Rhabditida, Rhabditidae.